CAAAUCCCAGGGAGGAGCGGGCGGGCGCGAGGUAGGGCCGCCGUCUCAGGGCGGGGGGUACGAACGGGAGCCGGUCGCGCGGUUGGCGGCCGCCGCCAACGGCUGCUCCUGCGCCCGCGCGCUCAGGCUGUGCUCCAUCCUAGCCAUGGCCGUCCCCUGCGUCUUCCUUCUAACUGUGCUGGGAGCAGAAGUCACCAGCAAAUCCACUGACAGCUUGGAAUCGGACGCGGAAUGCUGCGUCGAUACAAUGGAGGCCAACAGCACCUGUCUCGCCAAUAGCCAAUGCACUCCAGGCUGCUACAGGCGGUGGAACGAAGACGGCAGCAGCAGCUGCGUGAAGUGUGAGAACGAGACCCUCCCGGCGGCUCCGGCGUACAACCUGACAGACUGCCAAAACGACGCAGCCGGGGAAUUGAAUCCUCUCAUCAACAUCACUACCCUAACUCCAGAGACCUUCGGUAUAGGAGGUCCCGAAGUUGCGGCUUCCCUCAUUUUUGGCACCUUCGUCAUUAGCCUCUUCCUCAUCCUCUGCGUCGCAUCCUUCUUCUACCUCAAACGUGCCAAUAAACUCCCCAAUCUCUUCUAUCGAAGAAGCAAAGGGUCCAUUGUACAGUCUGCUGAAUCAGCAUCCAUGUUAUCUCCACCUUCUUCAAUCCGGAAACCUCGUUACGUCCGGCGGGAUCGUUCACUCGUCACCUCGACCACCAGCACGACUCUGUCUGCCGAGACCCGGGUCAGCAACGUGUAGCCAUCGGGACUUGUAAAUACCAGGCCAGCCAUUGAGUGGCCGGGAAAGCACCUACGAAGGGAAUCAACGACCGGGGGGCCAGUCGGCUCCUGUGUGACGAGUGGACUCAUUCCAAUCAGCGGGAAAACGGGGACUCUUAACGCGUUGGGUUACCUUUAGGAGAGAGACGUUUUUGGCAACCCGGAUGGGACGCCAAUUUUAGCUUUCCUGGUUGCCAAGCAGCUUUGAGAAGUCUCUUUGCUCCGGACCCUGUGAUUUCUACAGAUUUAGAUUGAGGCCAAGGAACCAACCACCUUGAGGAAAAGGCCAUGCUUCAAAGGAAACUCAAGUGCCAUAUUUUGGGGUUGUGGGUGCGAUUUUUGGAAAGAAAAAAUGCUUUCCGGAAGGGGGUGUUUCUCUCGGACGCGGGGUAGGCUGCUAGAAAGCACACUCCCUUCUUCAUGUGGUGUUGUUAUUUUUUUUCCUAGAGUUUGACCGAAGCCUUAAGCUCAGGGCAGCCUUGCCGUUUUUUGAGCGUUCAGAUUUAUUCUUUUGAACGUUUUAAGCGUUUGAUUCUCCCUUUUUAAUCUUCGCACCUGAGUAGGGCCCAGUCAGGUUUCCCUUCUUUUAGUAAAAUCCUAGCCUUUUAGGAGAGUGGGGGGGAGGUGGUCGAACCCCAACCUGGACAGGCCUGGCCCAUCUUUCCCCAUGACCACGCUUGGGAGCCCCGUCAAGGGGUCAGUAGCUCACCCCAUGGUCUCUGCUCACCAACAGCGGGAGAAAGGUAAGUGCUUGGGCAUACAGCUAGUCCUCGACUUACGCCAGUUCAUUUAGGGACCGAAGUGACAACGGCACUUGUUGUGACUUACAACCAUUUUUUCCCACGACCAUUUUUUGCAGCACCCCCAGAGUGACGUGAUUUGGCAGCUGGUUCAUACUUACAACCGUUGCUGAGCCCCGGGGUCAUGUGAUCCCCUUUUGGCACGCGAUGGAU
Messenger RNA from Thamnophis elegans (Western terrestrial garter snake), 1721 nucleotides. RefSeq names its product chromosome 15 C1orf159 homolog (gene C15H1orf159). NCBI's taxonomy places the organism in Eukaryota, Metazoa, Chordata, Lepidosauria, Squamata, Natricidae. The coding region runs from base 146 to 748 and encodes 200 amino acids. The record is from RefSeq and is a predicted model, not a curated record. The transcript has 9 exons.